GGAGCCGUGCCGAGCCGUGCGCGGUGCCGUGCCCGCGGUGCCGUGCGGGGCGGUGCGGGGCGGUGCGCGGAGCAUGUCGGCGCUGCGGCGCAAGCUGGGGGACGAGUACCAGGUGGUGAGCACCUCGGCCAGCGGCGGGGGGCUGCCGCCGCCCCGGGCGGCCCCGCGGGGGAAGCGGCAGCGCUUCGUGGACAAGAACGGGCGGUGCAACGUGCAGCACGGCAACCUGGGCGGCGAGACCAGCCGGUACCUGUCGGACCUCUUCACCACGCUGGUGGACCUCAAGUGGCGCUGGAACCUCUUCAUCUUCAUCCUCACCUACACCGUGGCCUGGCUCUUCAUGGCCUCCAUGUGGUGGGUGAUCGCCUACAUGCGGGGCGACCUCAACAAGGCGCACGACGACAGCUACACGCCCUGCGUGGCCAACGUCUACAACUUCCCCUCCGCCUUCCUCUUCUUCAUUGAGACCGAGGCCACCAUCGGCUACGGCUACCGCUACAUCACGGACAAGUGCCCCGAGGGCAUCAUCCUCUUCCUCUUCCAGUCCAUCCUGGGCUCCAUCGUGGACGCCUUCCUCAUCGGCUGCAUGUUCAUCAAGAUGUCCCAGCCCAAGAAGAGGGCCGAGACCCUGAUGUUCAGCGAGCACGCGGCCAUCUCCAUGCGGGACGGCAAGCUCACCCUCAUGUUCCGGGUGGGCAACCUCCGCAACAGCCACAUGGUGUCCGCGCAGAUCCGCUGCAAGCUGCUCAAAUCCCGCCAGACCCCGGAGGGCGAGUUCCUGCCGCUCGACCAGCUGGAGCUGGACGUGGGCUUCAGCACGGGGGCCGACCAGCUCUUCCUCGUCUCGCCGCUCACCAUCUGCCACGUGAUAGAUGCCAAGAGCCCCUUCUACGACCUCUCGCAGCGGAGCAUGCAGACGGAGCAGUUUGAGAUCGUCGUCAUCCUGGAGGGCAUCGUGGAGACGACGGGGAUGACGUGCCAAGCCAGGACGUCCUACACCGAGGACGAGGUGCUCUGGGGUCAUCGCUUCUUCCCGGUCAUUUCCUUGGAAGAAGGGUUCUUCAAGGUCGAUUACUCCCAGUUCCACGCGACAUUCGAAGUCCCCACCCCACCGUACAGCGUGAAGGAGCAGGAGGAGAUGCUGCUCAUGUCCUCGCCCUUGAUAGCGCCCGCUGUCAGCAACAGCAAAGAAAGGAACAACUCAGUGGAGUGCCUGGAUGGUCUCGACGAAGUUGGCACAAAACUACCUUCAAAACUGCAGAAAAUAACUGGAAGGGAAGACUUCCCCAAAAAACUCCUCAGGAUGAGCUCCACCACCUCCGAGAAGGCCUACAGCAUGGGGGAUUUACCCAUGAAACUGCAGCGGAUCAGCUCAGUCCCUGGGAAUUCGGAAGAGAAACUGGUGUCCAAAACCACAAAGAUGAUGUCGGAUCCCAUGAGCCAGUCCGUGGCCGAUUUGCCACCCAAGCUCCAGAAACUGUCGGGCGGCGGCCGGAUGGAAGGGAACCUUCCUCCCAAACUGAGAAAAAUGAAUUCCGACCGCUUCACAUAGCCCGGCCGGGCGCCUGGCUGGCUUGCAAAGCCCGGACUGCAGCAAGAGGCGCAGCGUGGGCAGGACGGCCGGCCUCCACACCGCCUCCCGUGCUGGCUCCACGUGCCCAGGGGUGGCGGUGGUGGUGGUGGCGGUGGCAGUGGUGGUGGCAGUGGUGGUGGUGGUGGCGGCAGCGGGGCCGUACGCAUGCUCACCAUCCUGCCGACCGUGCCCGGCAUGUACUAUCACAACGCGCAUGCAAUAAUAGUGUGCAAUUUUUGCAUAUAGUUUUAUGGCAUGACUCGUACUAUAUUUAUACUGUAUAUUCUGAAAAAUAUAUAAAGGGGUGUUCCGUUCCCCUUUAUUUCUUAAGAGUAUGUAGUAGGUAAAACAUGAGAGUGGGUAACUUUCAGGGUAAGUUAUAUUUUGAGUUAAUAUUUUUUUUCUGAUGUGGGUUGUGAUGUUUUGUUCCACAAAGUGGCUAUGGUGCAUGGUUUUUUUUUCCUUGAAAGAAGGUGUAUUAGUUACUUCCUCACACCAAAUCUGCUAGCCUUAAAUUAACUGCUGGUUUCCAUUUUGCUUUAACAUUUUAUUGGGCUUCUUUUUUUUGCCUAUAUGCUACUGGAAAAAGAAUGUAUUUCAUAAGGCACUAUUUAGAAAAUAAACUUAUAUUAACAAGGCUAGGCAAAACAAUAAAAAAAAAAGGAGUAAAAUUAUCAAUUUAGGUAUGAUUAGAAAAUAAUUUUAGAGUUCUUCCAUAAUCUAUAACAGAUAUAUAUGAAAACCAGAAAACCCUUUCAAAUAAACAGCAAGUGCUUGGUUUCUCACAUUGAUAGGACAGCUCACUAUGGCAAUAGCUGACUGUCCGUGAAGUCAAGCAGGCUUUUGUUCUGGAUGCUCUGCCCCCAAGGGCAGGGCCAGAAUCCCCCCGUGCUCCAGCAGUGCCAGGGGUUCUCUGCACUGCUGGGCGAUUCCCUGCACUGUUUCUCUGUGGUAAAAACAUGUUCAAAAACAUUAACCAAGGUUGACCCUGUGGGUUUUGAAAUGAGUAAUACUUUGUAUAAAUGUCUGCUUUGACAGCCUUCCGUGGCUGCGUUUGGUUUUUGGGUUUUUAUCCUGUUUUGCCCCAAAACGUGGGGCCACGAGGUGGGGUGGCUGCUUCGGAGCUGGGUGGCGGAGGGGCUCCUUGUCCCUCUGGGGCUGGGCUGGGCUGGGUGGUGGUGGCGAUGGGGAGCAAAGCCUCGAGGGCUCUACACCAUGAGGGACAAAACAGUUCGUUUUUGUUACAAAGGCUGUCCUGGAGCAAGAACCAAGAGGCUGAACGUCGCUGGAAGGGUUGGCUCAAACGCCGUGGUGGCUCGGUGCUCGUCCUGGAAGUUACCGUGUGGGGUCAGUCAGUUGUGCGCUCAUGGACUUGGUACUAACUGAAGGUUUUUUCAACGUUUAUAAUGAUUUUUGAGUGGCACUGCAUGCUUUUUACACCUUUGGCUAUACUGAAAUUCUUUGCACGUUGUUGUUAAAGGGAACCGUGUGUGCAGCUCCCUGUGUGCUGAUCCCCAGCGCGCGAUGAGCAGACCUCUAACGCUGCAAGGUAAAAUCUGAACGUUUUCCCCUGUUUGCUAACACUUGCUCAGGUUGUCCUGUGAAAUUUGUGUGCCAGGUGUAACUCUUCUGCUAGCCCUUGGCUGAGUGAAGACAGUCACUUGCUGGUGGCAGCUUCCUCACUGGGGGGACAGUCACAGGGGCUUGUCCCUGCCCAGAUCCCCUGCUGCCAUGGGACAGCCCACUGCUCGGUUGACUUUUCCUUGUGGAAAAUCAAUGUGGCACAUUCCUGGACUAAGAGCAAUGGUAUUGCACCCAGCCGUGCCCCCUCCACCCAAAAAACCAUCGGGAACAUUUGGGCAACAGGCUUCCCCUCCUUGCACACCCGCAGCAGGGUAGUGGGUGCCCAGCUACAGCAGACUCCUGCCUUGCAGGGGGAGAAGUGGCAUUUUCCCCUGGGAUCCGGGCAUGGCUGCGUGCGGGGCCGAAUUAAGCAGGAGCCGUGUCCACGUGCUUUACAACCCCAAGGCAGAGAGCCAGCCGGGAGCAGGGAGCCUGAGGGGCGCGGGUGACUCAGUGGCUGCAUACAAAUACCUGAAAGUAUGCGAAAUGCUGGGAAAGAAUCCUCGCUUUUAUUAAAUUAAUGCCAGAUAAAAUACUAAGUUAUGAUUAAUUCAGAAGUUUGACUUUUUAAAAUCCAAAUAAUCACUUGUCCUUGCUGGACCCAAGAUUUCUGAGGCUUGUGGCUUGUACUGCAAUGUAUUACGUACGUUAAGGCUAAAAUACCUGUCUUUCGUUAAUGAGAGUGAAAGUACAGACAUGGAUGAUAACUUUCUUUAGUUAUUUGGUUU
Messenger RNA from Cygnus olor (mute swan), 3924 nucleotides. RefSeq names its product potassium inwardly rectifying channel subfamily J member 3 (gene KCNJ3). The record is from RefSeq and is a predicted model, not a curated record. The transcript is spliced from 3 exons. Bases 74 to 1552 code for a protein of 492 amino acids. Lineage: Eukaryota; Metazoa; Chordata; Aves; Anseriformes; Anatidae. Gene Ontology annotation, cellular component: plasma membrane. Gene Ontology annotation, molecular function: G-protein activated inward rectifier potassium channel activity. Gene Ontology annotation, biological process: potassium ion import across plasma membrane; regulation of monoatomic ion transmembrane transport.